Messenger RNA from Cladophialophora psammophila CBS 110553, 912 nucleotides. RefSeq lists its product as uncharacterized. Bases 1 to 912 code for a protein of 303 amino acids. NCBI's taxonomy places the organism in Eukaryota, Fungi, Ascomycota, Eurotiomycetes, Chaetothyriales, Herpotrichiellaceae. The record is from RefSeq and is a predicted model, not a curated record. Gene Ontology annotation, biological process: dolichol-linked oligosaccharide biosynthetic process. Gene Ontology annotation, cellular component: UDP-N-acetylglucosamine transferase complex. The transcript has a single exon.
AUGAACACCCAUCAAGCACAACAACGCCAACAUCAGCGAGGCCCUUUCCCAGGCGGCGCAACUAUCUGGAUGACCAUGCUCACACCGCUAAUCACGCUUUCGCCAACCCGCCAACCCCUGCUCUUCAUUCUUGCUGUCGCUCUCAUCUUGCUCAGCCUAUCACUCUUCCGCCUCGUCAGGGUGCUCAGACGUGAACCAAUUUCUUGUCGGCCUCCGCCCUCGCCCAAGAAUCCAACCCAUUUACUAGUUGUGCUUGGAUCUGGAGGACACACCGCAGAAAUUCUCAACAUCCUGAGCCAAUAUCAUCGAUUGCAGCACGACUUCACUACCCGGACCUAUGUGGUCAGCUCAGGGGACGAUUUCUCUGCGUUCAAGGCGAAAGAAUUUGAGGCUGAGAUGUUGUCGAAUCUCAAAAAGUCCUCGCCCUCGUCCAUCUUGGAGGACGCCGCCUCGAAGUACAGCGUGGUAACAGUCCGUCGCGCGCGACGUGUGCAUCAGUCCCUGCUCACAGCUCCCAUCACGAGCCUCCAAUGUCUGUGGGACUGUCUCGCUGUCCUUCGCGGCACGCAUCGAGAUUUCCAACCACAGUCUGACAGGAAAACUCCACCGCCCUAUCCUGAUCUGAUAGUGACCAACGGACCGGGGACCGGGGUAAUCGUCUUCCUUGCAUCGAUCAUCCUCUUAUUCUUCGGCUUUUCAGGUCCUUCCGCCGCUGGGUCCGGAGAAAAGUUUGCGCAAUCUGGGCAAAUGCGUACUAUCUUCAUCGAGUCCUGGGCACGCGUGAGAACGCUCAGUCUAAGCGGGAGGCUGUUGAACCCAUUUGUGGAUCGGUUUCUUGUGCAGUGGCCCCAACUCUCCGUGGGGGAGGGGAAAGGCAGGGGCGCGGAGUUUGUAGGGAGUCUGGUUACUUGA